Messenger RNA from Aspergillus mulundensis, 1008 nucleotides. RefSeq lists its product as uncharacterized. The transcript has 4 exons. The record is from RefSeq and is a predicted model, not a curated record. Bases 1 to 1008 code for a protein of 335 amino acids. Gene Ontology annotation, cellular component: Golgi apparatus. NCBI's taxonomy places the organism in Eukaryota, Fungi, Ascomycota, Eurotiomycetes, Eurotiales, Aspergillaceae.
AUGUACAAACCGAAUUCCUUGUGGACGUGGUCCUUCGCCAUCGUCACGCUAGUCCAGACAGUCAUCACCCUUGCACUGCAAUGCUACAUCUUCGCAAACUUCCAGAUCCAACUUAAACCCCAAGCCGAACUCGUGACCUCCUCCAAAACAAUCCCGACUUUCCUUGCGCUAUACAGUUUCGGAUUCCUCUAUGAGCUGUUCAUCGUGUACGAUGCUCUACGCCUCAAAAACACUAUUCAAGUUAUUGGACUGUGUCUAUGCAAUGUCGGGCUGUUGGUUUACGGCGCAGUCCAAGUACAGCAGAUCAAGGAAGCCGUGACAGUCCUAACGGAUAACAAUGCCGUCAACCCCGACAUCUGGGCCGAAACGCAGCCCUUCUUGAUCAUUAUUCCGAUUGUUGUGGCCAUGGGUAGUGUGCUGAUGAUGAUUGUCGCCUGGAAGCUUUACGAUGAAUUUGCAUGGUCCAUCUAUAAGCACAUCAGCGCUGAUUUGCGCAUGAAGCGUCGUUAUCUGACGUAUCAGAUUUACAUUGCGCUGCUCAAGUUCGAUCUUUUCUUCUUCCUUGGUUUCACCAUCCAAUUCCUGGUUAUCGUUACGAACCGAAAAGAUACCGAGUUCGCUCUUACAAUCGCCGCUAUACCGGUUACAAUCUUGAUUCUCCUCUGUGCGGCAUUUUUCGUGCGGCGUGAGAGUUCUAUUGGAAUGAUCGCCAUUAUCCUUCUCUAUUUUGCAGCCAUGGCAUACUUCCUGUUCAAGCUGGUCCGUAUGUACCAGCCAGCAACCGCAAACGAAUAUUCAACUGCCCGGCGGUCUUUGACUUUCUUCGCCAUCAUUACGCUGAUAUUGAUCGUGAUGACCAUCAUUAACGCUUGUGUAUGCAUGCACAACUUCCACAAGGGUUUGAAACCCCACAUCAACAAGAAAAAGAAGGGCAAGAAUGGGGAGAAGGGCUCUACCGAGUUGUCCAACGUCGCCGGACAGGUGCCCGGCCGGAUGAUGAUCGAUUAA